Misgurnus anguillicaudatus (oriental weatherfish) is the source of this 581-nucleotide messenger RNA. Its product is annotated as F-box only protein 2-like. The record is from RefSeq and is a predicted model, not a curated record. Gene Ontology annotation, cellular component: SCF ubiquitin ligase complex; cytoplasm. Lineage: Eukaryota; Metazoa; Chordata; Actinopteri; Cypriniformes; Cobitidae. Gene Ontology annotation, molecular function: ubiquitin protein ligase activity. Gene Ontology annotation, biological process: ERAD pathway; glycoprotein catabolic process; SCF-dependent proteasomal ubiquitin-dependent protein catabolic process.
GUUUGGAUGGAAACCCAGCUAAUGUUCCAUAUGACCUUUUUCUCUUUUAAGUUGUACAGGAAAAGCAAAACUCAAAAAUGCCUGGAAACCUCCUGAAAAAUCCACAUGGAGACGAGAAUUUUAGUAACUGGGAGUUGACGAAGAACGAUGAAAACCCAUGGUGUAUUCAACUGAUGCCAGAUGAUUCAGUGGUUUCAUACUUCUGCACCUCACAUAAUCCGUGUCUAAAAAAACAAGUGAUUGAUCUGGUGAAAAGCGGUUAUGAUGCUGAAUAUUUAGAUUCUGCGCCUGAAGUGACUGUGAGGGACUGGUACAGCACUCGAGAUGACUGUGGGGGCAUUUAUAGGCUUACUGUGUCACUGCUCAAUGAAAAUCAAGCUGUCAUUGCGACAUUUAAGCCGGAUGAUGUGACUGUGCCCCAGGCUACCCCUUGGACACAGGUGACACACACGUUUAAAGGUUAUGGUCCUGGUCUACGCUUCAUCUCUUUUGAACAUGGUGGUCAAGACACUAAUAGUUGGAAAGGCUGGUAUGGAGUCAGAGUCACUGGAAGUUCUGUCACCAUACCCCCAAAACCCUAA